AUGGACAUUGAGAAGUUGGACUUUUGGAAGCAUGGCCAGCUUGGUAUUGAUCAUUGUUUGGGAAAAAUCAAUGGAAGAAUUGAAUAUUGCCAUUAUGUUCAGGUUUAUGCAAAGGGUGGGAAGACUAUUAUCUUUACUCAGACUAAACGAGAAGCUGAUGAAGUCUCGAUGGCAUUAGCAUCUGAGGCAUUGCAUGGAGAUAUAUCUCAGCACCAGAGAGAGAGAACUUUAAAUGGCUUUCGGCAAGGAAAAUUUACAGUGCUUGUUGCCACAGACGUUGCUUCUCGUGGGCUUGAUAUUCCAAAUGUUGAUUUGGUUAUCCAUUAUGAACUUCCCAAUGAUCCUGAAACUUUUGUGCAUCGGUCUGGUCGUACUGGACGUGCAGGCAAGGAAGGUACUGCCAUUCUGAUGUUCAGUAGCAGUCAAAGGAGGACAGUUGGAUCUCUUGAGCGUGAUGUGGGGUGCAAGUUUGAAUUUGUUAGUCCACCAUCUACUGAGCAAGUUUUGGAGUCAUCAGCUGAGCAAGUGGUUGCGACUCUAAAUGGAGUUCAUGCCGAGUCCGUUGAAUUUUUCACCCCAACUGCCCAGAAAUUGAUUAAAGGACAAGGCACAAGUGCUCUUGCCGCUGCACUUGCACAUUUGAGUGGAUUUUCCAAGCCUCCUUCAUCCCGAUCUCUCAUUAACCAUGAGCAGGGAUGGAUAACAUUGCAGUUGACACGGGAUCCAAGUUAUUCUAGAGGAUACUUGUCUGUUAGAUCUGUCCCUGGUUUUCUUUCUGAUGUUUAUACUGCUGCAGCAGACGAAGUUGGAAAAAUAUAUUUAAUUGCUGAUGAAAAGAUUCAAGGGGCAGUUUUUGAUCUUCCAGAGGAGGUUGCUAAAGAGUUAUUGAAUAAGCAAUUACCACCUGGAAACAAUAUUUCCAAAAUCACAAAGUUGCCUUCAUUACAAGAUGAUGGGCCUCCCAGUGAUUACUUUGGCAGGUUUUCUAGCAGAGAUCAAUCUGCUAGGGGCAGUAGUGCCAGAGGCAGUAGGGGGGCCCAGAGAGGUUUUAGAGCCUCCCGGGGUAGGGGUGCUGGUUGA
This is a messenger RNA of Hevea brasiliensis (rubber tree), 1080 nucleotides long. RefSeq names its product DEAD-box ATP-dependent RNA helicase 3, chloroplastic-like. The coding region runs from base 1 to 1080 and encodes 359 amino acids. The record is from RefSeq and is a predicted model, not a curated record. The transcript is spliced from 6 exons. Gene Ontology annotation, molecular function: helicase activity; ATP binding; RNA binding. NCBI's taxonomy places the organism in Eukaryota, Viridiplantae, Streptophyta, Magnoliopsida, Malpighiales, Euphorbiaceae.